AUGUCCUACGACCAGCUCCGUGUAGCUGUUAAGGAAGCGUGGGAGCAAGUUGGAGAAGCUGAGCUUAAUGCUCUCCUUAAUAGUAUGCCUACACGUAUGGCAGCAGUAAUUGCUGCAAAUGUGUUCAUGACGCGUGAGAAUCGGAUCUACUACAACAAGGUUCCGCCACAUCUAUACUUCUCAAAGACGGAAAUGGCUGUUUGGAGAAACUUCACCUCAUGGAAUCUUGAUGGUGACAUUGCAUAUCUUCCUGGGCCAGCUGAGUGGUACCCUGAUAAUUACGAUACUACUCAGCAUGGUUUCCAUGUUGAUCUUGAUGCUGGCAGAGCAUAUGAAGCUUGGGAGAUGUUGGCUGAAGAAACCGAGCCUACCAAUUUCAAGUGGGUCUUGCCAUCCGAUGAUACAUUGGUACUGUUGCCUCCAACAAAAGAAUCAGAGGAGUUUCUCAGCCAGUUCUACGAAAUGUAG
Pseudogymnoascus destructans is the source of this 468-nucleotide messenger RNA. RefSeq lists its product as uncharacterized. The record is from RefSeq and is a predicted model, not a curated record. Gene Ontology annotation, molecular function: nucleic acid binding. NCBI's taxonomy places the organism in Eukaryota, Fungi, Ascomycota, Leotiomycetes, Thelebolales, Thelebolaceae. The transcript has 3 exons. Bases 1 to 468 code for a protein of 155 amino acids.